Argentina anserina (silverweed cinquefoil) is the source of this 1359-nucleotide messenger RNA. RefSeq names its product F-box/kelch-repeat protein At3g23880-like. NCBI's taxonomy places the organism in Eukaryota, Viridiplantae, Streptophyta, Magnoliopsida, Rosales, Rosaceae. The record is from RefSeq and is a predicted model, not a curated record. Gene Ontology annotation, molecular function: protein binding. The transcript has a single exon. Bases 1 to 1359 code for a protein of 452 amino acids.
AUGGGAAGGUUAAGCAAAUUGUAUUUGACAGAAGACUUCGUGGAGCAACUUCUAUCCAGACUGCCUCCCAAAUCUUUGAUGCGAUUUAAGUGUGUAUGCAGUUUAUGGUGUAAUAAAAUCAAAAGCCCUAGUUUUGUAGCUAAACACCUUUCUAAUUAUAUGGGAGCAUCCUCUAUGUCAGUCCUUUUCAAGCGCCCAGUCCUUAAGGACAAGGACAAUAAAAUCAUAGAACCUGAGAGGGAGGAAUGUCUGAAUGGUGACGACAAUGUCGAAACUCAGUUAUCUUCACUUAAUCUCUGCAAUGUGAGUGAUGAUGAUUACCUUCUAUCAACUGUGGUUGAGGAUCUUAAGGUUCCGCUUCCGGCUCCCCUAAAGCUAAAACAUUCUUCGGAUCUAAUUGUUGCAGGUCAUUGUGAUGGAAUCCUCUGUUUAAAACUUUUCAUUGGUAACGCUAUUUUAUGGAACCCAGCUAUGAAGGAAUUCAAGCUUCUUCCCAAGUCUCUUCUUCUCCUUCCCAACGAUGAGGAUGAGUUGCUAUUCUAUGAGCUAAAUUGUUAUACAGAAUAUUUGGGAUUUGGCUAUGAUCCUAAAGGUAAAGAUUACAAAGUUGUUAGAUUCGUAAUAUUUGAUGAAGUAUGUUAUUGGUUCAAAGCAGAAGUAUACGAUAUGCAUUCGAAUUCUUGGAGAGAUAUCAAGAUGAAGACCAUAUAUAGUGAAAUGACUACUUAUGUUACGCAGAGGCAGUCUUCUCAUGCGUCUGUAUACUUCAACGGACAAUGUUACUGGCUCGUAUCUGGUUACCAACAACAUCUUCCACAUGAUGGAUUCGUUCUUUCAUUUGAUAUGAGUCAUGAACAAUUUAAUGAGAUAUCGUAUCCGGAUUUAUCAGAUGGAUGUAGAGUAAUGACACUUGCAAUUUGGAAAGAGUUCAUUGCUCUAUUGAGCAAUCAAGAAGAAAGUAGAGUUGCUCAAUCUUACGAUAUGUGGGUGAUGAUGGAUGAUCUAGGUGAUGGCAUGGGUUCAUGGACAAAACAUUUAAGUAUAGGACCAGUGGAAUGUGUUGGAUAUCCAUUGCUAUUUUGCAACGGUGAACACCUUUUCAUGGAAAAUAAUGAAGGACAGAUCGUCUUAUAUAACACUGGCACAAAAAAACUGAAGUAUCUUCCUAUUCAAUUCAUGGGAUAUAUCUUCUAUAAUCAAGCACUUAUUUAUGGCAAUAGUAUUGUUUCCAUCAACGGAGGCAAUGUACCUGACGAAAUAUAUAUUUCUGCUUUCUAUGGCAGUGGUAAGUUUCAAUCCUGUUACAGAGGAGAAGUCGAUAUUUCUACUUUUCACAGCAAUGAAAAGUUAGAAAUGUAA